CCCAGAGGAUGGUAGAGUCAUCAUCAGACUUCACCUUCUCCCUGGAUAACCUGUUCUUUGACAGGCCCGUGCUUCAUAAAGUGAAACCAUUAUGUCAGGAGCAGAGUGUGUGGAAACUGGAUGCUGCACCAGACAUUUCAGCAAUACCUGCGACUCAGGAGCUCCAGAAAGAGGCAGAAAUCAUGGAGUCUGCUGAUUACUCUCAGAAACCAAAGAGGUUUAUGCCCCCAUUCCGAAGACUGGACAUCAUUGUUGGACGGUGUGUCCAAAGUGAAACAGGUGAAGCGGAAAAGCAGCAGGUGUGUAAUGUUUGGAGGCCUGAAAUAUGCGUAUCUGGAUUCAGUCAGGGCUGCCGUGGUGCACCGCAGAAUUCAGGAGAAACUAGACUUUAUUGUCCAGCUGGCGCUCAACUCAAAACCCGGGUAUUUAAACCUCCCACGAGGAAGCUCAACAGCGUUUCCAUUCCAACGACGAACCAUCAAAGCAUCGGUGCGGUCGCUAUGGCGACAGAGUAUCCCCUGACCUCUUCCUCUAGCCCUUUCGGAGAGCUCAUGCGGACGGAGGGAAGCAGUGAGCCGCAACGCAACUGCUCUGUUGUUCGCCCUCUUUCCCCCAAACCUCUUCAUAUACAAGGCACAUCUGGACCAGGGAUCCUGCGUCCUGUCUCUGAAAUCCCUGUUAAAUUCAGGAGCAUCUUCAGCAACUUCCCGUACUUUAACUACGUUCAGUCCAAAGCUCUGGAUGAUGUUCUUUACAGCAGCAGGAACUUUGUAGCCUGCGCUCCCACCGGCUCCGGGAAAACGGUGCUGUUUGAGUUGGCUAUCAUUCGACUGUUAAUGGAGACGACGGAGCCUUGGCGUGAUGUCAAAGCUGUUUACAUGGCUCCCAUUAAAGCUCUUUGCAGUCAGCGAUAUGAAGACUGGAAGCAGAAAUUCGGGCCCCUGGGACUGAACUGCAAAGAACUGACCGGAGACACUGAGAUCGACGACUAUUUUGAAAUCCAGGAUGCACAUCUCAUCAUGACAACACCUGAAAAGUGGGACAGUAUGACGAGGAAGUGGAGAGAUAAUGUUUUACUGCACUCCGUCCGGCUUUUCCUGAUCGACGAGAUACACGUGGUGAAAGACGUGACCCGAGGAGCAACUCUGGAGGUGGUGGUCAGCAGAAUGAAGACCAUGCAGUCGUACCGAUCGGCUGAAGAUCCACAAUCAGAGACCUGCAUGAGAUUUGUAGCAGUAUCAGCAACCAUCCCUAACCUGCAGGAUGUGUCUGAGUGGCUGUCGGAUUAUUGGGGUCCAGCGACGUGUUUGUUGAUGGACGAGAGCCACAGACCGGUGAAACUGAGGAAAGUGGUGCUGGGAUUUCCGUGUGGAAACAACCAGAACGAAUUCAAAUUUGACCUCUCUCUCAACUACAAGAUGGCCAGCAUCAUUCAGACCUACUCUGACCAGAAACCUACACUGGUGUUUUGUUCCACGAGGAAAGGAGUUCAACAGUCUGCUGCUGUGCUCGCCAAGGACACCAGAUUCAUUAUGAGUAUUGACCACAGACAGAGGUUAAUGAAGUAUGCCAACUCUAUUCUCGAUACCAAACUCAGAGAUCUAAUCAUGUGUGGUGUGGGGUAUCACCACGCUGGAGUCAGUGUUUCAGACAGAAAACUGGUCGAAGAUGCGUUUACAGUCGGCGACUUGCCUGUCCUCUUCACUACCAGCACUUUGGCGAUGGGCGUGAACCUGCCAGCUCACCUGGUGGUGAUCAAAUCCACCAUGCACUACAUAGGUGGAGCCUGUGAGGAGUACAGCGAAGCCGACAUACUGCAGAUGAUCGGUAGAGCAGGCAGACCACAGUUUGACACAUCAGCCACUGCUGUGAUCAUGACUCGGACUCAGACUAGAGACAAGUACCUACAGUUAGUGAGUGGUUCAGAGACCAUAGAGAGCAGCUUGCACACAAACCUGGUAGAGCAUCUGAACGCUGAGAUUGUCCUUCACACCAUCUCCGAUGUCAACAUGGCUUUAGACUGGAUUCGUUCCACGUUCCUCUAUAUCCGAGCUCUGAAGAACCCCAAACACUAUGGAUUUUCUGCUGAUCUCGACAAAUGUGGAAUUGAAACCAAACUGCAAGAGCUUUGUCUAAGAAACCUGAACUCAUUGGCUUCCUUUAAUUUGAUCACAAUGGAUGAGGACAUCAACAUCAAACCUACAGAGAGCGGGAAGCUGAUGGCUCGAUAUUGUGUUGCAUUUGACACCAUGAAGCAGUUUAUGAGGGUGACUGGUACAGAAACCCUGUCUGAACUGGUUGACAUGAUAUCGAAGGUGAAGGAGUUCAGUGACGUCCAGCUGAGAGUCAGUGAGAAGAGAACCUUGAACAUUCUGAACAAGGAUAAGAACAGGGUCACUAUCCGGUAUCCGAUGGAGGGAAAGAUCAGAACCAAUGACAUGAAGGUUAACUGUUUGAUUCAGGCUCAGCUGGGCUGCAUCCCUAUUCAGGAAUUUGGACUCACUCAAGACACUGGGAAGAUUUUCAGGAGUGGAAUCAGACUCAGCAAAUGCUUGGUGGAGUUUCUCACUCAGCACUCUAAGAAGAAUUUCUCAGCCCAGCUCAAUGCCGUGAUCCUGGCCAAGUGCUUCAGAGCCAAGCUGUGGGAGGAUUCACCCUAUGUCUCCAAACAACUGGACAGGAUUGGUGUAUCUCUGGCUAAUGCGAUGGUGAAUGCAGGACUAACUUCAUUCAGCAAGAUUGAAGCCACCAAUCCUCGAGAACUGGAGCUGAUCGUGAACCGACAUCCUCCAUUUGGAAACCAGAUCAAAGAAGCUGUGAGCAGACUCCCUAAAUAUGAAGUUAGUCUAGAACAGCUUCCCCGUUACAGCGUCUCCUCAGCAGAGAUCGUUAUCACAGUCAGCUUAAAGAACUUUGAGGAGCUGAUGAUGAAAAGGACUGCACUGGACCUUCAUUAUGUCACACUUAUAAUUGGAGACUGUGACAACAGCAUGGUCUUCCAGCAGAAGAUAUCAGACACUGUCCUGCUGAAGUCUGGAAGCUGGUCGAGGAGGAUCGAGGUGACGAGAACGCCAGUCGGAGAUGAGAUCAGCAUCAAUUUAAUCAGCUCUGAGUACGUGGGAUUGGAUAUCCAACAGAAGUUCACUGCCUUCUACUCAGGAGCAAAGACGUUUAGAGCUUAUUCUCACAGAGCGGAGAGUCCAGCGUUAAGGAGAAACAUGAGAGAAAGCCCACAGAGAAACACUGACACUGAGAAACCUGCCAAAGCACGAGCUCCAGCGCAGAGAGAACGGAUUAAAACAGAUCCCGUGCAGACGGAUCCCAGCAAACGGCACUGUAACCAUUUUUGUAAGAACAAGCAGCUCUGUGGUCAUGAAUGCUGUAAAUUUGGUGUUCAGAAAAGGCUCAUAUGUCAAGAGCCCUCUUUCUCAUCAUAUCUCCAAGAUCUGAAGAUGAGGAACGAGAAACUCUUGGAGACCCCGGUCAAGCGCUUGAAGAUGAGGAUGAAGAGUGAGGAAGAGGCCAUCAACAUGCAGCGCUUCUCCUACACACCCAAACCACCGAUGCCUGCUGCUGCUACAUGGAUUCAGAAACGUCUUGCCACGCCUCAGCAGCAGGUGUAUUUUCAGCCACAUGACGACUCCAGUGAGAACGCUGAAGGGUUUUAUUCCGGCGCAAUGGAGGAUCAGGUCUUCCAGACGAGCGCUAACACGACAUCGGCCAAUGUUUCCAUGAGGAAAGAAGCAGCACAGAAAUCUCUGAGCAGAAUCCUUCCCACUGAAACCACGGCUCACGGCUCCGUCUCGCUCUCAGACCUCAAUACCGACAGCGACUUCUGCUCCGACGUCCUCAAUGUGAACUUUGACCUAGCGCUGGACGACUGGGAUGAUUUCAGUGAUGAGAACUUCACAACAGCAUGUGAGGAGUCGGAGCAUUAUGGGCGUGGCUCUGCUCCAACAAGAGAUCACCUGAUUUUAGUUCCUCUUGCCUGUGAGGAAGCUAAAGCAGUUCCACUGAGAACACCAACACCAUCAAGGCUUGGAUGUGCAGCUCGAACGCCACAAAAAAGCCCAGAAGUGACUUUUAUUACAAAGAGAGAGCGUCCGGACUUUUCCAUCAGCUUAGCAAAUCAGACGCUCAUGAAACAGAGAGAAAAUAAUAUCUCACUGACCGGACGACUGAAUCGGUUUACAACAAGGGAUUCGGCGGCUAAUGAGCAGCACAAAGGCACCGGCAGGAGUCAGACGGAUGAGGAGCGAGAGGUUGACAUGUUCCUCGGGAUAUUCGAUGGAAUUUUCUAGACUGUCUUGUGAUCGUUUUUAAAGUUUAUUUUUUACUAAAGUUAUUUACUCAUUCAUUAGAAAUGUUCUUUAUAUAUAUAUAUAAGAAAAAUGAUUUUCCUUGAAUUUGUUUGUUGAAAAACGCAAGCUCUUAACGUGUGAAUUGUUGUGAAGUUUGUAGUUUCCUGUUCAAAAGAAUUCAUUUAUUUAACUCACAGAAUUAUUCAUGCUUUUUGAGGUUAUGUUUUUAUACACC
This is a messenger RNA of Hemibagrus wyckioides, 4536 nucleotides long. It is a transcript of the gene hfm1, whose product is annotated as helicase for meiosis 1. The record is from RefSeq and is a predicted model, not a curated record. The transcript is spliced from 39 exons. Bases 9 to 4301 code for a protein of 1430 amino acids. NCBI's taxonomy places the organism in Eukaryota, Metazoa, Chordata, Actinopteri, Siluriformes, Bagridae. Gene Ontology annotation, molecular function: nucleic acid binding; ATP binding.